Tarenaya hassleriana is the source of this 4442-nucleotide messenger RNA. Its product is annotated as xanthine dehydrogenase 1. NCBI's taxonomy places the organism in Eukaryota, Viridiplantae, Streptophyta, Magnoliopsida, Brassicales, Cleomaceae. Gene Ontology annotation, molecular function: FAD binding; iron ion binding; 2 iron, 2 sulfur cluster binding. Bases 140 to 4234 code for a protein of 1364 amino acids. The record is from RefSeq and is a predicted model, not a curated record. The transcript is spliced from 14 exons.
UCUUGUACCGUUUGACUUAGCGUCUUCAACUUCUUCUUCUCCAAUACCUAUAGAGGUCGAGCCCAGUUCUUUUUCCCGUUCCCAAUACGAAAUCCGAGUCGUUUUAUCAAACCCAGAAUUCAAAAUACGAAAUCCAGACAUGGGCUCGCUGAAGAACGACGAAGAGACGGAGCAAAUUGAGGGAAAAUCCAUGGAGGCGAUCUUGUACGUCAAUGGCGUCCGUAGGGUUCUUCCCGAUGGUUUGGCUCAUAUGACGCUUCUCGAAUACCUCAGAGAUGUAGGACUAACCGGGACAAAGCUGGGAUGUGGCGAAGGUGGUUGUGGGGCUUGCACAGUGAUGAUCUCCAAUUAUGACAGAAGAUCAAAGACAUGUUUGCAUUAUGCUGUUAAUGCUUGUUUGGCUCCUCUCUAUUCUGUGGAAGGCAUGCAUGUAAUCACCAUUGAAGGGGUUGGGAAUCGUAAACUUGGCUUGCACCCAGUUCAGAAGUCAUUGGCAUCUCUGCAUGGCUCCCAAUGUGGGUUUUGUACUCCUGGGUUUAUCAUGUCAAUGUAUGCUUUAUUGAGGUCAAGCAAAAACCCGCCUUCAGAAGAGGAGAUUGAAGAAUGCCUUGCAGGAAAUUUAUGCCGUUGUACUGGUUACAGACCGAUUAUCGAUGCAUUCCGGGUUUUUGCAAAAACUGAUGAUGCUUUGUACUCUGGUUUACCUUCACUUAGCCUUCAAGAUGGACAAAAUAUUUGCCCGUCUACUGGUAAGCCUUGUUCAUGUGGAUCGAAAGCAAAAAAUGCCACAGCCAUUUGUGACAGCAACAGGUAUCGACCUGUCUCAUUUAGUGAUAUAGAUGGGAGCAAGUAUGUAGAUAAGGAGCUUAUCUUUCCUCCCGAACUUUCGUUGAGAAAAACAGCUCCAUUAAAGCUUACUGGAGCCAGAGGUCUUAUCUGGUACAGACCUGUAAGACUGCAGCAAUUGCUCGAGAUUAAAGCAAAAUACCCAGAUGCAAAACUACUGGUAGGUAAUACAGAGGUUGGAAUAGAGAUGAGAUUGAAGGGGUUAGAAUACUGGGUGCUGAUAUCUGUUGCUCAAAUCCCAGAACUCAAUGUGUUGCAUGUUGAUGAUAACGGAAUCGAGAUCGGUUCUGCUGUGAGACUGUCUGAACUCCUAAGAUUGUUCAGGAGUGUCAUAAAGGAGCGUCCGGACCAUGAAACAUCAGCCUGCAAAGCUUUUGUUGAGCAGCUGAAGUGGUUUGCCGGGACACAAAUAAGAAAUGUUGCUUGUGUUGGAGGGAAUAUCUGUACAGCUAGUCCGAUAUCUGAUUUGAAUCCUCUCUGGAUGUCUUCGAGCGCAGAAUUUAGGGUAAUUGACGAUGAGAAGAACGUUAGGACUGUACUUGCGGAAGAUUUCUUCAUUGGCUACCGUAGUGUGGAUCUGCGGAGAAACGAGAUUUUGCUGUCCGUAUUCCUACCAUGGACAAGGCCCUUGGAGUAUGUGAAAGAAUUUAAGCAGGCCCAUCGAAGGGAUGAUGAUAUUGCUCUCGUCAAUGCUGGAAUGCGUGUCUUUCUUGAAGAGAAAGGCCAAGAGCUGAUCGUUUCUGAUGCAUCAAUCGCUUAUGGCGGUGUGGCUGCUCUUUCUUUUUGUGCAAGAAAGACUAAAGAGUUUCUGAUUGGAAAGGUUUGGAAUUAUGAUCUUCUGCAAGAUGCUCUGAAAGUCAUACAGAACGAUGUUUUAAUCAGGGAAGAUGCUCCUGGUGGAAUGGUGGAGUUCCGGAAUUCUCUGACACUCAGUUUCUUCUUUAAAUUCUUCUUAUGGGUUUCUCAUCAGAUUUCUAUUGUAAGACCGGCAGUAGAGAGCAUUCCACCUUCCCAUUUUUCAGCUGUGCAACCGGUUUCUCGGCCAUCUAGAAUCGGAUGUCAAGACUAUGAAACAGUAAAGCAGGGGACAUCUGUUGGCUCAUCAGAGAUUCAUCUUUCAGCGAAAAUGCAGGUAACUGGAGAGGCUGAAUAUACUGAUGAUAUACCAGUGCCUCCUAAUACCUUGCAUGCUGCCUUAGUACUAAGCAAAGUGCCUCAUGCCCGUAUUCUAGCAGUAGAUGAUGCAGCAGCUAAAGCUUCACCUGGUUUUGCUGGUCUGUUUCUUGCCAAAGAUGUCCCUGCAAACAAUAAGAUUGGACCAAUUGUCGCUGAUGAAGAACUAUUUGCUACUGAUGUGGUCACAUGUGUUGGCCAAGUCAUUGGAGUGGUUGUUGCAGAUACUCAUGAAAAUGCAAAAACGGCAGCAGGAAAAGUUCAUGUAGAGUAUGAAAAAUUACCGGCCAUAUUAUCAAUCAAGGAGGCUAUUGAUGCUAAAAGCUUUCAUCCCAACACAGAGAAAUGGUUAAGAAAAGGAGAUGUGGAGCUGUGUUUUGAAUCUGGUCAAUGUGAUCGGAUAAUAGAGGGAGAGGUUCAAAUGGGUGGUCAAGAGCAUUUUUACUUGGAGCCUCAUGGUAGUUUGGUUUGGACAGUGGACGGUGGCAGCGAGGUUCAUAUGGUCUCUUCCACUCAAGCUCCUCAAAAGCACCAGCAGUAUGUUUCUCGUGUUCUUGGUCUUCCGAUGUCUAAAGUGGUUUGCAAAACCAAGCGAAUUGGUGGUGGCUUUGGUGGUAAGGAGACGAGGUCGGGUUUCGUUGCUGCGGUUGCUUCUGUUCCUUCCUAUCUGUUGAAUCGGCCAGUGAAGCUUAUAUUGGACAGAGAUGUGGACAUGAUGAUAACUGGUCACCGUCAUAGUUUUCUGGGAAAAUACAAGGUCGGGUUUACGAAUGAGGGGAAGGUGUUGGCUUUGGAUCUUGAAAUCUACAAUAAUGGUGGAAACUCUCUGGAUCUUUCCCUUUCUGUUGUCGAACGUGCCAUGUUUCACUCGGAUAAUGUUUAUGAGAUUCCAAACAUGAGGAUCGUAGGGAAGGUUUGCUUUACUAAUUUUCCCAGUAACACCGCUUUCCGAGGGUUUGGAGGGCCCCAAGGCAUGCUUAUUACCGAGAACUGGAUGCAGAGAAUAGCCGCUGAACUCGAUAAAAGCCCGGAAGAAAUACAAGAGAUGAAUUUCCAAGUUGAAGGAUCGAUUACGCAUUACGGCCAGAGACUUGAGUACUGUACGCUGCAUCAACUGUGGGCUGAGCUGAAAACAUCCUGCGAUUUUUUAAAAGUCCGUAGAGAAGUUGAUGAGUUUAAUCGGGACAAUCGGUGGAAAAAGCGUGGGAUAGCUAUGGUUCCCACGAAAUUCGGCAUUUCCUUUACCACAAAGUUCUUGAAUCAGGCAGGUGCUCUUGUUCAUGUUUACACCGACGGGACAGUUUUAGUUACGCAUGGCGGUGUGGAGAUGGGGCAAGGAUUACAUACCAAAGUUGCCCAAAUCGCGGCCACUGCCUUUGGCAUUCCCCUGAGUUCGGUAUAUAUCUCGGAAACAAGCACCGACAAGGUUCCGAAUGCAUCUCCGACCGCUGCUUCUGCGAGUUCUGAUAUGUACGGUGCUGCAGUUUUGGAUGCUUGUGAGCAGAUAAAAGCGAGAAUGGAGCCUGUUGCAUCUAAGCACAAUUUCAGCUCUUUUGCCGAGCUGGCAAGUGCGUGUCAUUUACAACGGAUAGACCUAUCUGCCCACGGGUUCCACAUCGUGCCCGAUAUCGGGUUUGACUGGAAAACUGGAAAAGGGACUGCGUUUAGGUACUACACGUACGGAUCGGCCUUUGCGGAAGUCGAGAUCGAUACAUUGACAGGUGAUUUUCAUACGAGAACAGCCGACGUUAUCUUGGACCUCGGAUAUUCUCUCAACCCAUCCAUUGAUGUCGGACAGAUAGAAGGAGCAUUCAUACAAGGGCUGGGCUGGGUAGCUCUGGAAGAACUCAAAUGGGGAGAUGCAGCUCACCGAUGGAUCCGACCCGGAACCUUAUUCACAGCUGGACCCGGAAACUACAAGAUCCCGUCGGUCAACGACAUUCCGUUCAAAUUCAAAGUUUCCCUCCUGAAGGGUCACCCGAACGUGAAGGCGAUACAUUCAUCGAAGGCGGUGGGAGAGCCUCCGUUCUUCCUGGCGUCAGCCGUCUUCUUCGGGAUAAAGGACGCCAUUAGAGCGGCUCGGGCCGAGGUGGGACUCAAGGAAUGGUUUCCUCUGGACAGUCCGGCCACUCCCGAGCGUAUCAGGAUGGCUUGUCUCGACGACUUCUCCUCUCCCUUUGUCUCUUCCGGUUUCCAUCCCAAACUUAGCGUUUGAUCUCUUUCCUUUGGUCUCUCUACUGCACGAUGGUCAUGAGUCAAUUCUUCGGUCAUGGAUGAUCUCAUACACGAAUAUCAUGCAAGUUGAUGUGAUGAGUCUCGUAAUUAUGAACGGUCAUGUAGAUGGCACGGUCAGUCUUGUAAUUGAUACAUGGCAUGUAGAACCGGCAUGGUCUAUAUAAUGCAUAUGAAUGGUUCGUUAUUCA